AUGAAAGUAAAAGAGGUCAAGGACGCCGUGGGAGACAAAAGGGCGGGCUACCUGGUGAAUGUAAUGGAGCACAAAACUGUUAGAAAAUUUGGCGUGGCGCAGAUUUAUCUAACAAGUGAAGAAUAUGGGUGGUGCACCGAGUGGCUCCGCCUCCGACAGCGGGCGGUCCCCACAAACCAUUACUUUUUCUCCGCCCUUGGCCGCGGCGAGGCCAAGGAUCUGGUCAAGUAUUUCCGGAAGGCCUGGAAAGAGAUGGGCUUGAGGGGAUCGCCCACCCUCAUGGACAUCAGGUCGGCGGUGGCUACCUAUAAUUUCGAAUCCAACGAUUCAGAGGUGCGCCAGCAUGUGGCAACAUUCAUGUGCCAUGAUGUUCGGACACAGGAGCGCUUCUACUCCCUCCACAACACCUUGACCCGAGCGAAGCAGAUGAGGGAGCUCUUUGAGAGUGAGCAGUCACGUUGGACACGUGAACAACAUAAACUGUUCCGUGCUAUGCGGCCCUAUUUCUCUGGCCGAAGCAGGGGCUCGUUAAUUCGGGCCAUUGAGUUUGGCACCUCCAUGAAUGCAUACAUGGAGGAAUAUGCCGAGUACACCUACUGUCCCGAGGGUACAACAAAAAUGAAGGAGAAUGCACAGACGAAGGUCAGCCGGGCAAAGGUUUUCAUAAAGUAUCUUUGCCUCGGCUGCCCUUCCCUGACGCUCUGCGACUGGACAUUUUUGUUCAACGUCCCCCUCCUGAAGUUUUACCCUGCUCUCCUGCGCAAUGUUGGCCUGGCCCCAACGACAGUUGCGCUGUAUGUGGGCCAGGCCAUCUCGUUCCUGGAACACCUGAGGGACACGCCGCCCAAGCACUGCCGCCUUAAAACCUCCCAGGUCAAUGUCCUCGUGAGGGAAUUGAGAAAGGUGUACAGAGACCUUGGGAGGAAACUCCUUGGACACCAGUCGCUUGUUAAACAGGACAAGCAGCAGCGGCUGGUGUCCAAGGAGGACCUGGCCCAGUGUCAGGCCUUGGCCAGGGCGAAAAUGCCUGAAUUGCUUGAGGACAUGAGAAAGGCGCCAGCCAGAGACCCCAGGACCCGCUACAGGUUCUUUGGCUACCUGGCGGCCUACCUUUCGUUUAUAUAUGGCCACAGGUCAGGAGUGCUCACGAAAAUGAAAGUAAAAGAGGUCAAGGACGCCGUGGGAGACAAAAGGGCGGGCUACCUGGUGAAUGUAAUGGAGCACAAGACGGUACGCAAAUUUGGUGUGGCUCAGAUCUACCUCACAAGUGAAGAGUAUGGGUGGUGCAGCGAGUGGCUCCGCCUCCGACAGCGGGCAGUCCCCACCAACCCCUACUUUUUCUCCGCCCUUGGCCGCGGCGAGGCCAAGGAUCUUGUUAAAUAUUUCAGGAAGGCCUGGAAAGAGAUGGGCUUGGGGGGAUCGCCCACGCUCAUGGACGUCAGGUCGGCGGUGGCGACCUAUAAUUUCGAAUCCAACGAUUCAGAGGUGCGCCAGCAUGUGGCAACAUUCAUGUGCCAUGAUGUUCGGACACAGGAGCGCUUCUACUCCCUCCACAACACCUUGACCCGAGCGAAGCAGAUGAGGGAGCUCUUUGAGAGUGAGCAGUCACGUUGGACACGUGAACAACAUAAACUGUUCCGUGCUAUGCGGCCCUAUUUCUCUGGCCGAAGCAGGGGCUCGUUAAUUCGGGCCAUUGAGUUUGGCACCUCCAUGAAUGCAUACAUGGAGGAAUAUGCCGAGUACACCUACUGUCCCGAGGGUACAACAAAAAUGAAGGAGAAUGCACAGACGAAGGUCAGCCGGGCAAAGGUUUUCAUAAAGUAUCUUUGCCUCGGCUGCCCUUCCCUGACGCUCUGCGACUGGACAUUUUUGUUCAACGUCCCCCUCCUGAAGUUUUACCCUGCUCUCCUGCGCAAUGUUGGCCUGGCCCCAACGACAGUUGCGCUGUAUGUGGGCCAGGCCAUCUCGUUCCUGGAACACCUGAGGGACACGCCGCCCAAGCACUGCCGCCUUAAAACCUCCCAGGUCAAUGUCCUCGUGAGGGAAUUGAGAAAGGUGUACAGAGACCUUGGGAGGAAACUCCUUGGACACCAGUCGCUUGUUAAACAGGACAAGCAGCAGCGGCUGGUGUCCAAGGAGGACCUGGCCCAGUGUCAGGCCUUGGCCAGGGCGAAAAUGCCUGAAUUGCUUGAGGACAUGAGAAAGGCGCCAGCCAGAGACCCCAGGACCCGCUACAGGUUCUUUGGCUACCUGGCGGCCUACCUUUCGUUUAUAUAUGGCCACAGGUCAGGAGUGCUCACGAAAAUGAAAGUAAAAGAGGUCAAGGACGCCGUGGGAGACAAAAGGGCGGGCUACCUGGUGAAUGUAAUGGAGCACAAAACUGUUAGAAAAUUUGGCGUGGCGCAGAUUUAUCUAACAAGUGAAGAAUAUGGGUGGUGCACCGAGUGGCUCCGCCUCCGACAGCGGGCGGUCCCCACAAACCAUUACUUUUUCUCCGCCCUUGGCCGCGGCGAGGCCAAGGAUCUGGUCAAGUAUUUCCGGAAGGCCUGGAAAGAGAUGGGCUUGAGGGGAUCGCCCACCCUCAUGGACAUCAGGUCGGCGGUGGCUACCUAUAAUUUCGAAUCCAACGAUUCAGAGGUACGCCAGUAUGUGGCAACGUUCAUGUGCCAUGAUGUUAGGACACAGGAACGCUUCUACUCCCUCCACAACACCUUGACCCGAGCGAAGCAGAUGAGGUUCCAAAUAGUCCCAGGUAGGUCUUUCCAGGAUUUCCCAGACACGCCCCUCUGGAUGCAGGGCGGGAACUAUGCUUAG
Solea senegalensis (Senegalese sole) is the source of this 2814-nucleotide messenger RNA. RefSeq lists its product as uncharacterized. The coding region runs from base 1 to 2814 and encodes 937 amino acids. The transcript is spliced from 17 exons. NCBI's taxonomy places the organism in Eukaryota, Metazoa, Chordata, Actinopteri, Pleuronectiformes, Soleidae. The record is from RefSeq and is a predicted model, not a curated record. Gene Ontology annotation, molecular function: DNA binding.